Messenger RNA from Botrytis cinerea B05.10, 2815 nucleotides. RefSeq lists its product as hypothetical. Lineage: Eukaryota; Fungi; Ascomycota; Leotiomycetes; Helotiales; Sclerotiniaceae. The transcript has a single exon. The record is from RefSeq and is a predicted model, not a curated record. Bases 1221 to 2381 code for a protein of 386 amino acids.
GAAGAUGCUUUCCACCACCGAGAUACAUAUAUCUGUGCAUGCCAGGUACUCUUCAAGCAUUUCAUCAAAUGAACUCAAGCUGAGCAAGGCAAGUUCAGACAAUCGAACAUGUCCAGCGUGAAACCUUGAAAUCUUACUACCGAGUCGAUAUUCUCUCUCUACCUAUGGACGAUAUCUGUCGACUGUCAUUCAUUACUUGAAGUCUUUGAUCAGACAUUCUACUACAUACUCGUAGAUCCCAAGGAGGCUAACAUACCCCAUGUUAUCACUAACGUUAUAGAUCUGACCACUUUGAUCCUUUGACCCCUCUGACCCCUCUGACCCCUUCAUUACCUAAUGCUUUUAUCCAAGAAGAAGAUCAUCUUCCCCCAAGACUUUCACAUGAUAUCUUUCUUAUCACUAUCACUAUCGCUAUCGCUAUCGCUAUCGUUAUCACGAUCGAUUCCCGAGUUUAACCGCAUGUUUAACCCAAACAGGACAGGGCAAUUUCAUUUCUUUCAUUCUUAUACAUGGAAUUACAUGCACCAUUCAAUUCGAAUCAAAACCUACCGUCACAUAAUAAGUGUGUCAUGAGUAUGUCACACGUAUGUCUUUAUAUACAUGUACGGUUCAAGAACCUCAAAACCCUCAAAAACACCAUGAAGCUUCUCUCGUUUCCAAACAUCCCGUCAUCAACAUAGCGGAAAGUAUAUCUCAGCCUAGGCCCCCUCAAUCCGGUUAUUAUCGGCCCCGGAUCUCACCGUUUUGCUUCAAAGUCUCAAACGACCAACCAUCAAAUCGUCUAGAUCCGAACUUCUCAAUGGUUAAGCAGUCCUGUACCCAGUCAUCAAUCCCUUGAAAGGCAAGAGCUUGACUAAGAUUAACUCAGCUUCAUGCGGAGAUGGUGAUCAUUUGAUGUGGAAGUAUUCACCAAUUGCUAAUCGUUCACUCCCGAAUCAAUCUUUGGUCUGGAGUUAGUCUGAUGCUUUACCUAAAAGACGUAUUUAGAAGGUAGAUAUUGAAUCCCUCCCUUCAAAGAGGACCCUUUCCCCACAGGAAAUGCAGACUAUCAUCCAUCUACUUUUCUUUUGUUGGCAUUUACCACCUAUCGACCUUCUUAUCAAGGUUCCAUUCCCCACAAUAGAGUGCCAAAUCUCACAAAGAAGUUUCUAUUCACAUAUAUCUAUCUCCAUUGGGCAUCUUUCAUCCAUUCAAUCUAUCGACUUUCCUCCCCUUCAAACAUGUUUCCAGAUUACAAUUCCCCAGAUCUUCAUCUGGCUCACCCAACCCCAGAAGAAAAGCUCGCAACGUGGAAUCUCAAUUACGAAGAAUGGGGCAAAGCACUCUCCAAAUCAGAUUAUCUUCAUCGAGAACAAUAUCUGGCCAGCGUUCCCUUGACCUCAGAUGAUGGAAUAACCUACUGGUGUCUGGUCGAUCGAUCCUCUCCUCCCAACAAUCGGGAAAUCUAUGCCUCCUGCGAAUCCCUCCGCAAAAAGGCUUUUAUAUCGAAAGAAGGAAAAGUCGAGGAAGUCAUCAUCCAUUCAAUUGGAUCUGUUUUUUGUCCCCCCAAAAAUCGAGGCCGCAAAUAUGCUUCUCGAAUGAUGACAGACCUAGGCAACAUCCUCAAAACAUGGCAGCUCGACCCCAACAUCCCCGGACGUCACAGCUCCCCCGCCUCGAUCCUCUUCUCCGACAUAGGCAAAAAAUUCUACGCAAACCACGGCUGGCACCCCUUCCCCUCCUCGCACAUUUCCCUCCCCCCUCUCCCCACCCCCACAGAAUCCACCCCCUCCUCCAUCCUCCCCACCCUCCUCAAAGAAGAAGACCUCCCCGCCCUCUGCGCCCUCGACACCACCUACAUCCGGCGCGUCCUCGAGCGCGCAAUCGAUCACAAAACCCACAUUGCCCUCCUCCCCGACCACCCCACAAUCCAAUGGCACCACCUCCGCGAAAACGUCAUGUCGACCUCCAUCUUCGGCCGCGCCCCCGAAAUCAAAGGCGCCAUGGCUGGCGACCCCGGCGCCCGCAUCUGGGCCUAUUGGACCCGCGGCUACUACGGCCCCAUCGACUCCCCCAAAUCGGGAAAUUGUCUGCACAUUCUAAGAUUGGUGCUAGAGGACGAAACGAACAGUGUCGAGAACGCGGCGAAACUAGACGCCGUGUUGAGGGAGGCGCAGAGGGAAGCGAGAGAGUGGAAAAUGACCGAGGUGCAGUUUUGGAAUCCGACGAGCUUGGUAGAGGACUUGUUGGAGAGGGGCGCGGUCGCGGGCAAGGGCAAGGUACACCUGCGGAAAGUCGAGAGGGAGGAGGAGAGCGUGGCUAGUUUGAUGUGGUAUGGGGAGGGGGAGGGAACGGUGGAUGAGCUGGAGUGGUGGGGAAAUGAAAAAUAUGGAUGGUGUUAGAUUUGAGGGGAGGGGGAGGGAACGGUGGAUGAGCUGGAGUGGUGGGGAAAUGAAAAAUAUGGAUGGUGUUAGAUUUGAGGGGAGGGGGAGGGGGAGGGGGAGGGGGGAGAAAUUGUGAGAGGAAGGGAGGAAUGGAGGAAAGAGGGAAAGAAGGAAAUCUAUCAUUUUUAUUUUUAUUUUUUUCUUCUCCAUAUGGGCGGGCGGGCGGGCGGCAGCGUAUCUCUUUCUACAUUGCGUUGCAUUGCAUUGCAUUGAUUGCAUUAGAUUGAUUGUUUAUUAGAUUGAGAGCAUUACAUUGUCACAUCAUCACAUCAUCACAUUAUCAUAUCAUAUCAUAUCAUAUCACAUCAGAUAUAGCAGAAAGAAUGAAUAGCAGAAAGAAUGAAUAAAUAAAUAAAAGACCAAUAAAAAGAAUAUAUAUAGAUAUAGAUACA